Messenger RNA from Colletotrichum higginsianum IMI 349063, 1449 nucleotides. Its product is annotated as Arca-like protein. The record is from RefSeq and is a predicted model, not a curated record. The coding region runs from base 1 to 1449 and encodes 482 amino acids. NCBI's taxonomy places the organism in Eukaryota, Fungi, Ascomycota, Sordariomycetes, Glomerellales, Glomerellaceae. Gene Ontology annotation, molecular function: DNA-binding transcription factor activity, RNA polymerase II-specific; transcription cis-regulatory region binding; zinc ion binding. Gene Ontology annotation, cellular component: nucleus. Gene Ontology annotation, biological process: positive regulation of transcription by RNA polymerase II. The transcript has 3 exons.
AUGGAAUCACAGCGCGAAGUAUCUAUCGCUGAUGAUACGAAGAAGAGGCGCAGAGGAGGCCAAAGAAAGAAGACAGAACGUCACACUCCGUGCGACGAGAAGAAACCUGUCUGCGGCAAUUGCGAGCGGCUGAGGUUAUCAUGUCGGCCCUUCGAGCCCAUCAAGCAGUCUGCGUGGUCUGCGCCCGACGGCACCAAUCAUCUCACCCGUCGUCCUAGGCAGCAUUUUCAGCAGCAGCAGCAGCAGCAGAACCUCUUCCAGGCAGACGAAGCAGAGGCCAGCUUCCCAGGAACCCUGGACUCGACAGGUGUUCUCUUCACCGCUCACAUGCCAGGCCCACCUUGGAACACCACCGCCGGAACCUCGCCCUCCCCGCCGAAGCAGACGGCCAGCAUACCGCACCCGCAGCACCCGCAGCAGGGUGUUGGUGUUGUUGUUGUUGAAGACAGUAAUGGUGGCAACGGUGGCAGUAGUAGUACUAGCGAUAUUAUUAGUCGUGCUCAAGUGACACUGACUGCGGAGAUGGUACAUUUGCUAACCACCUAUCGGACGAGCGUGGCGACCUGGAUGGAUAUAUUCGACUACGGCUGCGCGUAUCAGCUUGAGGUCCUGCGCCGCUGUAUGACGUCUAAGCUCCUUGUACGCAGUGUAUGCGCCUUUACGGCCAAACAUCUGAGUCUUCUUCCUUCGGGAGAUGUGUGGGUGGCCCCGGCCACUCGCUACUACGGUGAGUCCCUGCGUGGGCUGAUCGGCUAUAUUGGCACCGGUUCGGUCCCCGAGGAUGUCCUCACUGCUACGAUUCUUCUCUGCAGCUACGAGAUCAUUGCGACCCAGGGGGAAGAGCACCAGCGGCACCUCGCCGGCGCGAAGCUUCUGAUCCUGAAUCGGGGCGUCAGUGCCUCAUCGGUUGGCCUGGACAGAGCCAACUUCUGGAUAUACAUCCGGCACGAGAUCACUGUGGCCCUGUUCAACAAGACGACUCUUCAGAUCAGCCCCAGGGACUGGAGGGUCAACUGGCGGGAGACGGAGGUCGAGGAGGAUGUCCUGGCGAACCAGCUCCUCUGGCUACUUGGCAGAGCCAUUGACGUCGUCUUUCGUCAAGAGCAGAGCGUCUUCACAACAACGGCGACAUUGUGCGAUGAGCGGCAAGAAAUUUAUGCUGAAGUCGCAACCUGGUUCCGUUGCUGGUCCCCGUCGUUCAAGGGGGUCAAGUACGGCGAACCGGACGAUCAAGGCUUCUCCAAGUUUUCGGCCAUCAUCGGAGGCGUACUGCGCUCUCGAGCUGACCAAGCCGAUGCUCUCUUAUUAUCUCCAGCUGCCAAGCACAUUACCGGCAUCAGCAGGAAGAUUCGCCUUUGGAAUAUGCUAGAUGAUAUCGAGACUCGUCUCGGCUUCCGCACACGGGAUCAGGUCAAAAAGCUCAAAGAGCUCGUCGAGACCAACAUUUGA